Grammomys surdaster is the source of this 981-nucleotide messenger RNA. Its product is annotated as mas-related G-protein coupled receptor member B2-like. Gene Ontology annotation, molecular function: G protein-coupled receptor activity. Gene Ontology annotation, biological process: G protein-coupled receptor signaling pathway. The transcript has 2 exons. Gene Ontology annotation, cellular component: membrane. NCBI's taxonomy places the organism in Eukaryota, Metazoa, Chordata, Mammalia, Rodentia, Muridae. The record is from RefSeq and is a predicted model, not a curated record. The coding region runs from base 1 to 981 and encodes 326 amino acids.
AUGGAAGGAAGGAACAGUACUGGAGAUUUCCUAAGCAAGGAUAUAAGCAUCUCAACCUUGGAAACUAACAUCAGAGCAUUUAAUGGACCCAAUGAUACUUCAUAUUGUGACAUCAAGUUCCAAACCAUGAUUUUGCUUUCCCUCAUCACUUCCCUCUUUGGGAUGGUACUAAAUGCCAUAGUUUUGUGGUUGCUUGGCUUCCAGAUGCACAGGAAUGCCUUCUUAGUCUACAUCCUCAACCUUGCUGUGGCUGAUUUUCUCUUCCUGUUCUCUCAGUUUGUAUAUUGUGUUCUUGUUAUCAUUUACACCAUCGACUCCAUUUCCAUUGACAUGAUAUCAUUUUUAACUUUUAUGCCAACAUUUCCAUAUCUUUUAGGCCUGAGCAUUAUCACAACCAUUAGCGUUGAACGAUGCCUGUCUGUUAUGUGGCCCAUCUGGUAUCACUGUAAAUGUCCAAGACAUACAUCAGCUGUCAUCUGUGUCUUGCUUUGGGCUCUGUCCCUGGUGUUUACAUUUCUGGAUGGGAAGACAUAUUAUUUACUGUUUCCUUAUCUUCGCUUUUCUUGGACAUUUACUUUUGAGACACUUGAAAUCAUCAUUACUGUAUGGACAAUUCUUUUAUUUGUGGUUCUCUGUGGGUCCAGCCUCAUCCUACUUGUCAGAAUCUUCUGUGGCUCCCAGCGGAUCCCUGUGACCAGGCUGUAUGUGACCAUUGCACUCACAGUGCUAUUCUUCCUGAUAUUUGAUCUUCCCUUUGGGAUCUACUGGUUGCUUGACCAAUGGAUUGACAGAUAUUGUUAUAUUUAUGAUGAAAUAAUUUUUCUAUCCUGUAUUAACAGCUGUGCCAACCCCAUCAUUUACUUCCUUGUUGGCUCCAUUACGAACCAUAGUAGUUUCAAGAUGAAGACUCUCAAAUUAUUUCUGGAGAGAGCCAUGCAGGACACUCCUGAGGAGAAAGAAGGUGUUGAGAGUGGUUCUUAA